AUGGAUGCUCCGCCGGUCCGCCAGAGCCGGGGGCGGGGAAAGCAAAAGCACGCACUCCAAGUGCGCCCCCGCCCAGGAGUCUCCGGGAGCGCGGGGCCGCCCCCUUCGUCCCUCACCAGCCCUUGGCUGAGCACCCAAUCGAGAAACAGAGUCGGCUGUCAGUUCUUUGCUUGGUUUUUGGGCGGCAGCAGCCGUAGAAGGAACAUGGCGCUUGUAGGCAGCCAAGUGGAACUGGAAGCUGAUGAGGACAUCUUUGAAGAUGCCUUGGAAACCAUCUCUAUGUCUCCUCACUCAGAUAUGGCAACAAGCAACUUUCACUUUGCAUCAUGUGAUACAAAACGGGCAUCCCGACAGCUUGGAACAUCAGAUGUGAGCAGUUCAUCAUCAACCAGAAUGGAUCUCAAGAGUGGCCUAGAAGAAUGUGCAGUGGCAUUGAAUUUAUUUCUAAGUAACAAAUUUACAGAUGCCUUAGAAUUGCUUCGUCCAGGGGCUAAGGAGAGUAUGUACCAUGCCUUGGGCUAUAGUACCAUUGUGGUGUUGCAGGCUGUCAUGACCUUUGAGCAACAGGACAUCCAAAAAGGCAUUUCUGCCAUGAAGGACGCUUUACAAACCUGCCAAAAAUACAGGAAAAAGUGCACAGUUGUAGAAUCUUUCUCCAGUCUUCUUUCUCGAGGAUCAUUGGAACAACUGAGUGAAGAGGAAAUGCAUGCUGAAAUCUGUUAUGCCGAGUGUCUCCUACAGAAAGCAGCACUCACGUUUGUGCAGGAUGAAAAUAUGAUCAACUUCAUCAAAGGUGGACUCAAAAUUAGAACAAGUUACCAAAUAUAUAAAGAAUGUCUUUCUAUCCUGCAUGUAAUGCAGAAGAAUAAACUUGAGCAAGAAUUCUUUUAUGAGUUUGAAGGAGGUGUCAAGCUUGGAACAGGGGCCUUUAACUUGAUGCUGUCCCUUUUACCAGCAAGGAUUAUCAGAUUAUUAGAGUUUAUUGGAUUUUCUGGAAACAGGGAGUUGGGCCUCCUGCAGCUUCGGGAAGGUGCAUCGGGUAGAAGCAUGAGGUCGCCACUGUGCUGCCUAACCAUCCUGGCUUUCCAUACUUAUAUCUCCCUCAUACUUGGUACAGGAGAAGUGAAUGUUGUGGAAGCAGAGAGUCUCCUUGCACCCUUCCUCCAGCAGUUUCCAAAUGGCUCCCUCAUGUUGUUUUAUCAUGCCCGAAUCGAGUUGCUGAAAGGGAAUAUUGAAGAGGCACAAGAGAUAUUUCGAAAAUGCAUUUCAGUUCAAGAAGAAUGGAAACAGUUUCACCAUCUCUGUUACUGGGAGUUAAUGUGGAUUUAUGUAUUCCAACAAAAUUGGAUGCAGGCGUAUUACUAUUCAGAUCUGCUUUGCAAAGAGAGUAAGUGGUCCAAGGCAACGUAUGUAUUUUUGAAAGCUGCAAUUUUGAGUAUGCUUCCUGAGGAAGAUGUGGUGGCAACUAAUGAGAACGUGGUAACUUUAUUCAGACAGGUGGAUGGUUUGAAGCAAAGAAUUGCUGGUAAAUCUCUCCCUACUGAGAAGUUUGCAGUGAGGAAGGCUCGGCGUUACUCCCCCUCCUUGCCUGCCCCUGUGAAGCUCAUCCUUCCAGCCCUGGAAAUGAUGUAUGUCUGGAAUGGUUUUUCAAUAGUGAGCAAAAGAAAAGACCUUUCUGAAAAUCUCUUGGUAACCGUUGAAAUGGCUGAGGCGGCUUUACAAAAUGAAACCUUUAGUGACUACUCUGUGGAUGAUGAGUGCUUAGUGAAAUUACUUAAAGGAUGCUGCCUCAAGAACCUGCAGCGACCAUUGCAAGCUGAACUGUGUUUCAAUCACGUUGUAGAAAGUGAAAAGCUACUAAAGUAUGACCACUACUUAGUGCCAUUCACUCUGUUUGAGUUGGCUUUUUUGUAUAAAAGCCAGGGGGAAAUCGACAAGGCCAUAAAGGUCCUAGAAACUGCAAGAAACAACUACAAAGAUUACUCCUUGGAGUCCAGGCUACACUUCAGGAUUCAGGCAGCUCUCCACCUCUGGAAAAAACCCUCCUCGGAUUGAUCAGGACACAGAUGAUGGAAUUCUCCCCAGUUAGCCUGGGCAUCUGCUAUAGAUUAGAUCUUGUUUUAAAGUGGAAAAGUGAUCUUGUGAAUAAGAGAUGGAAAAUUUAUUUUAUUGUCAAUAUUUUCUGUCAUCUGAAUGGUUUACUGUUGGUAUCCAUAAAAAUGUUUUUUUUCCUAUGGAAUGGCAUUCAGUAAUAGCUAGAAAAUCUCUACACUUUGCCUCUCCAAAAAGAAUUUCACAUUAGGUUUUAAUUGGGGCGAGGGGGUGAAGAUGUCUUUUUCAAAGACUCACAGGUACAAUAAAGAUAAAUUAGAUUUUUUUUUAAUGUAGAAAUUAAUAUUGUUUAGCAAAUGGCUUACAAGUCGAGCCAUUUUUAGUUUGUUCUUGGUCAGUUAAGCUUCAGAGAUAUUUUGUUGCCUAGUGUUUAAAUCUCAGAGGGGAAAUAAAUAUUGUAUUCAAAUCAUUUAAUGAACUUCUGAAGACUGAAAAAGAUAGGCAGAGUGCAUAAACUGAGUUGGGAUAAUUACUUCAUGUUUUAAAGAGACUUGUACCUGUAAAAGAUCAUGAAACUCCAAAUUAUUGGGUUUUUACUCCUCAUAUUGGUUAAAAGUUGUGACAGUUUUGAGAGACUAUCUUCAUUUUGAAUGUACUUAAGUCUAUCAUAAUAACAAAAAAUUUUAAAAGCUUGUAUAUAUAAAGGGAAGAAAAAGUCAUAUUUUAGAAAUUAUCCUUAACCUUAGUGAUAAAGCCUAAAAUAUAUACAUUGAUUAUUUUUCUUAUAGGAAGCAAAGUUCUUGCUGCUUUAAAUUAUAUAUUAAAAAAUCAAUAAUUUUUACACUUAUGAUAAGAUCUCAUUUUCUAAUCUCUCUAGCACUGUGAUGGUUCCUUAUAAAUAUUUGGACUGUGCUUAAUCCUUUAAUUGGGAAACAGGAUCAGGGCAUGGAGUAGGGAAAAGCCCAGCUCUGUGGUCCUGGCUCUGUCACUGAUGUACAGUUUAACAGAUGACCUUUAGGGAGUCCCUGCUCCCUGUGCAUCACCAUUGUUUCUUCAUCUAUGAUACGGAAAAACAACAGAUGACUUUCAAGGUCUCUUUCAGCUUUAUAACUGUGUGACUGUGUAUUAGGUAUUUAUUUUUGGCAGACUUUUGUGAAACGUUUCAUCCAAACCAUUCCCACCAAGAGCAUGUUUUAUUUUUCAGUCAUCACCAUUCCUUGCCUGUGUGUAUGUGUUGUGGCCAAGGACCAGAUUGCAUUUAGAAUGAAGAAAAGCUGUUCAUGAAUCUAUGAGUCUGGGUUUUGUCCUACUUCUAAUUUAAAGAAGGGCACUUAUCCUGGAAACCUCUGCAUUUUUACAGAAAGAGCCUCAGAUUGGGAGACCUUCUCUUCUGGUUAAUAGUUCCAUGAUAUUGGAGCAAGUGGUUUAUGCUUUGUGGGGCUCAGUUUUCCCAGUGGGAAUAACAAAGUAGUACUUGGUGCUUGUGAGGACUUAAUUAGAUAAUGCUCACAAUAGCAUUUUGUAAACUGUGAAAGGCUAUAUGAAUCUGAGUUGUUAUAAUCAUUAUGGUUUUUAAUGCACUGAUCACAGUAUAAAGAAAAGUAUUGACUGAGUCUUUGGUCUGUGCUGUAAAAUGAAAGAAGUAUGGAAAUUGGAAAACCAUUACAUUUAUUCAUGCAUUUGGUGCCGACAGUAGCCCAGAUUAUGGAUUUCCUCCUUGCUAUCCCCUGUUGCAGGAUUCUUUCCCUAGCAGGCAUUUGGCGAUGUUUUCGUUAAAGUACAAAUUCUUGACCACUGAAGAUGUAGUUCCAGUGGAAGCUAAUUAAUACAAGUCAAGUCAGAAUAGAGUCUUCAGAUAGUAUCAUGGCAGAUAUCAAGAUUAAUUAUAUAAUUACUUUAGGUACAAACUGAAGAGAAAAUAAAUUAACUCAUUAUUACUGUGAUUACUAGUAGAAAACAUUCAUUAAUUAUUUUCUGAAUAACUUUGAAAAAAGUUUAUAAAUUCUUUAGGAGAGCUUUGGUAGCAAUAUACCCUUAUUAUUUUUGUGAGAAGCUGCAAGUCAAAUAAAAAAAAUUCUUGUUCUGAUAUAAAAUGAAGAAAGCUAAUAGUGGCUAUUUUAAUUUUAGCUACAUUAUCAAACAUAAAUUCAUCUGUCCCAUUUAAAUUUUUCCUGUUCUUUUUCUUCCUUUUUUUUACUUCCUACUCUUUUCAUAGUUACAUGAUAAUAUGGAAAAAUCUAUCUAGUGCACUCUUAAGUACUAUUAUAGCAUUAGUUCUAGUAUAUUUGUUUUCUGUCAUGCCUAAGAUUUUGUGCUAGCACUAAAUCCUUGAUAUCAGCUGAUAAUUGCAUUUUUGGAGUUAUAUUGUAAUUUACGAUGUUCUUUGAAGAAUGAGUGCUGAAGUGACAAUGUUUUAUCUAAUCUUUUGAGGGGAAUGUGUGACGACAUUGAAUUGCCAAUGUGUCUGACAAUGUAAUUUGUGUAAUACCUGGUAAAACUGCCUUUUUUCCCCUUUUUAAUGGAGAGGCAGUGUUCUGAUUGGUGCAUCGUAAAAUAGAAUGGACUUCGACACGUCAUACAUAAAUGGAGUAUAACUUCUCGUUCUUCUGGUUGUAUGUGAUGUAGAAUCACAUUGGUCAUGUAGUCAUAUAUGCACAUAGGGUAAUAAUGUCGAAUUCAUUCUAUUA
Molecule: messenger RNA, 4739 nt
Organism: Sciurus carolinensis (gray squirrel)
Lineage: Eukaryota; Metazoa; Chordata; Mammalia; Rodentia; Sciuridae
Gene: Ttc39b
Product: tetratricopeptide repeat domain 39B
Biological process (GO): regulation of cholesterol metabolic process; cholesterol homeostasis; negative regulation of cholesterol storage
Molecular function (GO): protein binding
Source: RefSeq, a predicted model, not a curated record